Bacidia gigantensis is the source of this 2787-nucleotide messenger RNA. RefSeq lists its product as uncharacterized. NCBI's taxonomy places the organism in Eukaryota, Fungi, Ascomycota, Lecanoromycetes, Lecanorales, Ramalinaceae. The record is from RefSeq and is a predicted model, not a curated record. Gene Ontology annotation, cellular component: anaphase-promoting complex. Gene Ontology annotation, molecular function: ubiquitin protein ligase activity; cullin family protein binding; zinc ion binding. The transcript is spliced from 6 exons. Gene Ontology annotation, biological process: protein ubiquitination; anaphase-promoting complex-dependent catabolic process. Bases 1 to 2787 code for a protein of 928 amino acids.
AUGGAGCAGGCGACUGAAUGCUUCAUCUGCCAGGAGCCCUUUGAUACAGGCUCACAGCCUGAGACAAGAGUAAUUCUGGGCAAGUGCGGACAUCAAUUCGGGUCUGUCUGUCUUGCAAAAUGGCUCCACGUCCCUGGUCGGGAGCAUGGCUGCCCCAUAUGUCGCGAGCAGCUAUUCAAGGCUCGUAGUCCUCCAACCCCGCCACAGUUGGAGGUACCGUUGGAGGAAACGUUGGGGGAUAUACAGCCCCCGCUGAUGUACUUUGAAGGCAAUCACUUCGCUACGCCUCAAGGACAUGCCCUCCGACAAUCGCGGGCAGCCCGAAUUGCAGAGCUGGAACGCGAACACGCCGAGCUUCGUGUUUUGGCACCCGAAGACUUCGCCUCGGACGAUGAUUCCGAUAUUCCGGACCUGGUUUCAAUCGCGCCUUCCACUACCGGGGCAGAUGACGGAAGUGCAGCCGACCUUGCAGAAGACCGCCAACCCCAGCAACCACUUGCAGAUGCGGUGAACACACUAGUAGACCAGAUGCAAGUAGCUGAGGGGAGUUCGAGUCAAACACGACCGGGGGUAGAUGGCUUCAACGAGGGCGGUUCGGGCACCACAACCACCACGCCUACCACAUCUCGACCACAAGCUGGGUUGGUGCAACGCCUUCGUGAGACGCAGCAACGUCGUCAGGCAGGAAUUGCUUCUGCAGUGCCUCCACCACUCCCCCUGAAUCCCUCUGCCACCAGCUUUGAGCCCUCGGCUCCCUCUCCUCACGGUCGGCAGCGCCAGACCCCUGAUCUCGAUAUGUAUCGCUUGUCGGAAGAAUCAUCUCGGCGUCUCGAUGACACCCUUCGACACCCACCACACCGCCCGCAAUGGUUUUUUGUUCGGCUUGGUGGGUUGGGCGAGAGUCUCCCCGGUGGUCAUCCUGCUGCGCCCCAUUCUAUGGAGUACCCGCAUGAGAGGGCGCGCAAACACGUCAUGGCAUCGAGGCUGUACAACACUCGCAACAAACUCUUCAAGCCGACGGAUAUCAACCGCAACAGCAUCGACAUGCUCAGCACACAUCUUGGCAUUACCCGUGCAGGAGUUGAAGAGUAUUUGAGACUCAAUGUACAGGAGAGACUGGAUCGAUGGCGGACAUUUUCUACCGAACAUUUCCCCCAGUCUCCCACCCCCGGUAAUCCAACACAUAUACCCGGACUUAGUACAAUACCACGUCACAUCCCACGUCGCGAGCGACCGUACGUAGAAGUCCACCGAGAUCUGUCCGAAACAGAGCGCUCCCAGCAGGACGCCGUCAGACGCCUAGACAUCGCAAGAUAUGGACUACGACAACUUAUCUACCCACCGCGACGCGGCGACGGAACUCGAGACAUGCUAGGACAAGAUGUUGUCAUGAAGGCAAUCACGCUCUCUCAAGAUCUGAGGGAACUCAGGGAUACCAUUCAGCCAUCGACGCAGACCCAAUAUGGGACUGACAAUGAGUAUCCACGUAUGACGCGACAUUGGUUUGAAGAGCAGCAGAGGAGGGAGCGAACUCGUGCACGGCAGGGAGGAGAGACGUCAAGAGCACAAACGAAUGGCCGUACAAGACGGGGGGCGGUUUCCAAUCCGGUGAACUUGACACUAAAUUCGUCCUCAGGAGGCAUUAAUCAGACAACAAAUGGCUCUUCACAGGCGGCAACACCAAUAUUCACGAGGCCGACUAACACCCUUUUCCCUCCUCGCCAAGGAGGAGAUGGCUCUUCGCCAGCAGCGAUACCAGGAUCGGCGGCAACAGCUGGGGCUUUUUUCCCUACACUCACAAGCCAUGGAGGCGUGGAGUCAGAAGGAUGGCCAGGGUCUAGAUUACGACGAACUCCUCCACCUGAGCUGGAUCGGAUAAGUACAGAGCCAAAUUGGACUUCAGCCCGUUUGAGAUCCUCAAGAGAGAUCCCUCCAAUGCAGGCGGAUCAGACAGCCGUGGAGAUGACAACGCCUGAGGAUCGUCUACGGGAACUUAAUGCGAUCACAGAGUCUUGGAACCGACCAGUUCCCAUUCCCGGAAGAGAGGCGGAUCUGAUAAUGCCCGAGGCGUCGUUCUUGAGCGAUAUGUAUCCACCUACGCGGCAUUAUACCCCGUUCCAAGGACCUAGCGUUCAUAACGCCUCAGAUAUGCGGGCAUCUGGUGGAGGAAUUGAUUUCAAAACGGCUUGCUUGCGAUGCGGCCAUACCUUCGGCUCCGUUUGCAUCGCUCGCUGGCUCCAUGUUCCAAAUCGCCGUAAUGGGUGUCCUAUGUGCCGCAAUAGGUUCUUCAAACAGACACCGCGAACAGACCGACUUGACAACGUGGCCCGCGAGAUCGAAAGAAUAGAAGAGCCGCUCCGGAUGAUAGAGCAAAGAGGAGCGCAAGCGCAAACUGAUGCCAUGCAUCGCGCGGCAAUGCGCAUGUACGAGGCAGAGAGAGAUGAAUUGAGAGCUCGCACUCUUCAAGCAGGCCCAGAUCCCGAUAUUGAGUAUGCAUCGCACCGUGGGCAUCGUGAAUUUGAUACUGAUAUUCUUAGUGAGGGGACCGAUGGAGCAGGGCAAUUUCGGAGACGACGUGGCGCGAUCGCCGGAUUUGAACACUUCCGGGGAGUGGAACAAGCAAUGCCAUCACGUGGACUGGGAACACAAAGCACUUCGCCGGCUUACGAGGAGCUACUAGGCAGAGCAUAUCCUACUUUGCGUGCGGGCGGUCAACGCAACGCUACGAUGGAGGAGGGGGUGGACCAGAAAUGCAAGCCACUUCGCGGGCUUACGCGGACCUACUAA